GGAAAAAAAGACAGCAACAGCACGCAGACAGACAGAAAAACAGGACUGUAAUCAUAACUCUGCGAGUGGAGCUGUUUCCCACACUUCACACUGUAUGCGUUACGGUUUCAUUUUCAAGUGAGAGUCUCAGGCAGAUCCUGUUGCAGCUCGUGGAAACUCGUGGUCUGAAACCAGAGCAGAGACUGUCCCCCUCGCCUCAAGACUCAAGAUUCUCUCUCCCUCUCCGGCCUCUCUCGUCUCCCUGUCAGCUGUCCCCCUCAAUCCCUCCUCAGGAUAUCCCAACAACAGCGCGCUAUGGAGACCACCGUAGGACAUCUGACUAAUACUGAAGGACAAACGGACCUCUCUGUCACAGCAGGAUUAACAAGCGAACCCCUCAAGUCUGUUCCCUUGGAAGCCACCACAGCUAUCCACGUAGGUGUUGGUGCAGAUGAUGGAUCAUUUGAUGCCAUCCUGGGAGGUGUCAUUGCUGCUGUGAUCGUGGUCCUGCUGCUCCUGAUCAUUGUGGUUCUGCGCUACAUGUACCGGCACAAGGGCACCUACCACACCAAUGAGGCGAAGGGCACCGAGUUUGCUGAGACAGCCGACGUGGCACUAAAGAGCGACCCCGCCCUGCAGGAGGCAGUGGAUGACAGCAAAAAAGAGUACUUCAUCUGAGGCGGCACAUCCCCACACAGUGUCUGAACUGGAGACCAAGAACCAAUCCGAAUCAUAGUCAAAUGAGUCCCUAACCUGCCAUUGACGGAGGUCAAGAAGUCUUUUCUUGAACUUUUACUUUUUCCUUCCUUGUAUAGUCAUGCCCUCAAGAUGUCUCCCUUGACACAUUUAAAAUUGUUAAAGGAAAAGACAUGCAACGCCUGUUCUUAACCUGUCACAGAUUUUGUGUUUUGCUGCAAGCCUUACAUCUCCUGGUUGUUCAUGCACCUUUUUUUUCUCAGCAUAAAAAUUUGUCCUUGAGUAAGAAACCAUCUUACUUUGGGAUAAUCAUGGCUAGACGAGCCAAUCUCUCCUGCUCAGAAAAUUCCACCAAUGGCUUACAAUACCUGCCAGAGAUAUUGUCAAUAGGAAAAAGGUACAUCUAUUACAGGAUAUGCAAUAUGUGAGAUUUCUGACUGUGAAGUGUAACAAAGGGAUUUUUUUUUUUUUUUCAAAAAAGUCUGCUUCAAAGUCACUGUAUCAUGUCAUUAGGCAGAUUCAUUUUCAGUCUGAAUAACUUUGCCUCUUACUCACCAAAUCCUGCAGCACCAAAAUAUGCAUCAGAAGAGAUUCUGCACUUUGUAAUAAAUGCAUCACUACUCUCGAGGGCAGAAAGAAAUGGAAGAAAAAUAUAAUUAUACACAAAAGACAAUGUCAAGUCACCAAAAAGCCUAGCAUACACAUAUUCAAUGUGAUUCAUGUUUGAGAAACUGCUCCUUGCAAAUGUUAACGAUGGCACCUUCUUCAAUCCAGUACCGCACUCAAUUCAGGUUAUUGAAUUGAAUGUGGUACUGAGUUAAGGGUGUGCCUAAUCUUAAAUGUUGGUAACCAACUUGAAGAGACCUUUGCUCUUAAUGGUAGUAUGUCAAAUAAAAGACAGUUUUGCCUGACUCAGUGGAAUAAAAGUAACCUACACUGUGAUCUUACAUCAGGCCCCAUGCCCUUAUAGGAGCAUACCAGUGCACUGCAGAGUUGUUUUUCGUGUAUCAUUAUACCUGUUCUGUGAUGUAUAGCACUGCCUUUGUUGAAAUACCGUUUGUUAGUCAUGUUAUUUAGUGGAAUAGUGGGUUAACUAAUACUACUCUUUUGUGUAUAGAGUGUUUUUUUGAAUUCAUACACCUCAAUUCAGGCAUGUUGGGUGGUUAAAUAUGUAUUUUGACAUGCAAAGGCUGGUAAGUGGAAUGUUCUUACAUCUGGUUUAUGUCAAAUCAGCCACUGAAUGACCACAAUUUAAGCCUGGAAGCAUGGAUAUUUCUCUAGUUUCUCUCAGCAGGAACAUGAGAAUGGAGAAUUCUCUGGAUGUGUAAUGUGUUUUUACAGUGUGAGUCAUGGCUUGUUCUCCCCCAGUUUGGUGUACUCAAUGGAGGCUAUGUUUCUAAGCCUGAGGGGUAUAUCUUAAGAUUUGCUAAAAUACUAAAGCAUUUUGUUCAAAGUCAUAAUCACAUUUAUGCUAUCAAAAUUAUUCCCUAGUAGUUAUGCUUUU
Megalops cyprinoides (Indo-Pacific tarpon) is the source of this 2179-nucleotide messenger RNA. RefSeq names its product glycophorin-C-like. The transcript is spliced from 5 exons. The record is from RefSeq and is a predicted model, not a curated record. Gene Ontology annotation, cellular component: cortical cytoskeleton; membrane. Lineage: Eukaryota; Metazoa; Chordata; Actinopteri; Elopiformes; Megalopidae. Bases 295 to 657 code for a protein of 120 amino acids.